Molecule: messenger RNA, 1572 nt
Organism: Scleropages formosus (Asian bonytongue)
Lineage: Eukaryota; Metazoa; Chordata; Actinopteri; Osteoglossiformes; Osteoglossidae
Gene: dcdc2c
Product: doublecortin domain containing 2C
Exons: 11
Coding region: 1-1572 (523 amino acids)
Biological process (GO): intracellular signal transduction
Cellular component (GO): microtubule; microtubule organizing center
Source: RefSeq, a predicted model, not a curated record
AUGUCCGGGGCCUCGGGCAGAGCGUCCCUUCCCCGGAUUCCACCUACUAAAACCAUUGUGAUGUACCGCAACGGGGACGCCUUUUUCCCACCCAGGAAGGUCGUGGUGAACCAGCGCCACGUGGCCACCUUUGACAGAUUCCUGAGCGCGGCGACACGGGCCGUCCAGGCUCCCUUUGGGGCCGUGAGAAACGUUUACACCCCUCUGCAAGGACACCGAGUCGUGGAUCUGGAGCGGCUGCGGCACGGAGAGGGAUACGUGGCGGCUGGUGCGGAGCGAUUCAAACACCUGGAUUACUAUAAAAUAACAGCCCAGAAACCACAGAAAAAAGCAAGUGAGCUGAUACAUCCUGUUGUUCACAGUAGAAUAGUUGCUUCCUCACGCUGGAAAAAAGCGGUUAAUGAAUCCUGCACAAUCAAUGUCUUUACCAAUGGAGAUGUCUUGGUUCCUCCAGCUCGGAUACUAAUACCAAAGUACACUCUAAAAAACUGGGAAAGUGUUCUGGCCUUAGUAACACAGAAGGUUCAUCUGCGCACGGGAGCUGUCCACCGACUCUGCACUUUAGACGGUACUCCUCUACUCGGCUCCAUCGAGCUGGAGAACUACCAGUACUAUGUUGCAGUUGGAGCGGAGAGAUUCCGAUUUCUUCCAUACUACCAGUGCAUUCCUAGCAAGAGGGCUGUCCGGGCCAAAGGUAAUGGGGUCCAUCAUGGUCCUCCCCCAAUGGGAAAAUCCAAACACCCAAAGGACAUGCUUUCAGAUCAAAGAGGCCCGUUUCUUGCUGAAGAUCCAGAAGACGGUGAGCUGCUACAAAACCCAUCGGGCUCUCCCUUCUAUUCCAGGCCGGAGCGAACAAAAGCACAGAAGGUGAUCGCCAAAAAUCUGCACUUCCUCUCAACAAAAGACGGAAACAUAUUCAUGGCAAAAAGCAGAAGAAAGGAAAUGAUGGGUGCGAUGGAAGUGCAGGAAGAUGGUCGAAUGAAGGUGGACUUGCCUAUUGAUCAGAUGGAAGCCAAGGUGGUUGAUGAAGAGCAGUAUGAGCUCAUCCAUUCCCGGUCACGAAUGGGCUCCCUAAGAGGGCCUGGCACAUCCAGUAGCGAGACGGUCUCGUGGGCCAUGAAUACAGGCUUGGGAAUGGGCCCCGCGUGCCGCUCCCUGGCAACCGGCUCACAGGUGCUUGACGUGACAGAGGUCCACGAGGUGAAAGGCCCACCAUGGAGGCAGCAGAUGUCACCUGCCUGGUGGGAUCUGCUUGGCACGGGCCUCACGCUUGCAGGUGUGACAGAAAAUGAAGCACCCCCCCACCCCCACUACCAGGUUGACACCUGUGAGGAGGAAGAGGAGGAAGAGUGCGGUAUGCACUCUCAGCCGUUUGGGGGAUUUGACGCACCGCAAGAGGCGCGAAUGGGAGACACUCAAAGAAGACGGCACCGCUGGGAGGGCGGGGGUUGCCGGGGUAUGCUUAAAGCUGUCUUUGUGAAGGAGGGCGGGGUUAAAGGUUGCAGAAGGCUAGUCCACGCACCACGCUGGGUCUGCUUUGAGACUCCAGCAGACACCUGCCCCACGUGUUAA